Molecule: messenger RNA, 1770 nt
Organism: Heterocephalus glaber (naked mole-rat)
Lineage: Eukaryota; Metazoa; Chordata; Mammalia; Rodentia; Bathyergidae
Source: RefSeq, a predicted model, not a curated record
AUGGUAUUACAAGGACUGGAAAAAUGUACCCAAGCAACAAGGGCAUACAUUCAAGACUUCCAAGAAUUCUCAAAAAACAUAUCUGUUAUGCUGGGCAAAUGUCAUACCUACACAAGUGAAUAUAAGAGAGCAGUAAACAACCUGGCCCUGAGAGUGGAACGUGCCCAGCGGGAGAUUGACUAUCUGGAAUACCUUCGAGAGGCUGACAUGUGCAUGGAGUCCGAGGAGAAGAUGCUGGCAGAAAUGCUACUUCAAGCAGCUGAAGAAGAGAAGAAGAUCCGAACUCUGCUGAAUGCAAGCUGUGACAACAUGCUGAUGGGUAUAAAGUCCCUGAAAAUAGUGAAGAAGACUAUGGACCCAGAUGGCUCUUGGAUGAAAGAUGCUGGCAGUGACUCUCCCAAAGUGUAUCUCUUAAUUGGAUCCAGAAACAAAACCCUUUGGGAAUUUGCAAACAUCCGGGCAUUCAUGGAGGACAGCACCAAGCCAGCUCCCCGAAAGUUACUCCUACCACUUUCCUGGCAGGGAUCAGGCCAAGUGCUCUACAAAGGUUUUUUAUAUUUUCACAAUCAAGGGACUUCUAAUGAGAUAAUCAAAUAUAAUCUGCAGAAGAGGACUGUGGAAGAUCGAAUGCUGCUCUUAGGAGGGGCAGGGCGAGCACUGGUCUACCAGCAUUCCCCCUUCACUUACAUCGACCUGGCUGUGGAUGAGCAUGGGCUCUGGGCCAUCCACCCAGGGCCAGGUAUCCAAAGCCAUCUGGUUCUCACAAAAAUUGACCCUGGCACCCUGGGAGUAGAGCACUCAUGGGACACUCCCUGCAGAAGCCAGGAUGCUGAAGCCUCAUUCCUUUUAUGUGGGGUUCUCUAUGUGGUCUAUAGUUCUGGUGGCCAGGGUCCUCAUCAAAUCACAUGUGUCUAUGACCCACUGGGCACUAUCAGUGAUGAGGACCUGCCCAACUUGUUCUUUCCCAAGCGGUCAAGAAGUCACUCCAUGAUCCAUUACAACCCCAGAGAUAAGCAGCUCUAUGCCUGGAAUGAAGGAAACCAGAUCAUUUACAAACUCCAGACAAAGAAAAAGCUGUCUCUGAAGUAAUGCAUUGCACCCAGGAAGGAUAGCAACGUGGCUUUGGUAGAUGCUCUCCAGGAUACAGAGGCCAGAGCCCUUCACAAUGUAGUACCCCUCUAGUCAUAUGCAGGAGUAGGAUCUAGGCAUGGGGAUACAUACACAGCCUUUCCCAGAUGUCACUGCUUUAGGUAUCUUCCAAUCGCUUAGAUGAGCCUAUCAUUUGGGAAUUUUCAAUUUUGGGAUGAGUCUGUUAUUUAACCAAAUUUCUUGGCCCUGAGGCCUCUACAUUUGGAUCCAGCUGACUCCCAGCCUUUUCUGUUCUCCAGCAUCUACUUUAACUCUGGCCUCUUUUUCCAACGGUUCAAAUUGUCUGCCCCUUCCUGCUAUCAAUGGCUUUGUAUCCUCUGACUUUUGCAUAGUCUCUUCACUCUCUAUAAAUAUUCUUUCAAUUUUUUCACUGCCCAACUAAAAGUACUAUUUCUUAUUGACAUUUAAUCUUUAUUUCCUCUAGCCUUGCUGUUCCACCAAGGUAGAUGGAUGUAAUAAUAAAGAUAUUGACAUUUCAAUACCACUUUCCAGUUUGUACAUCAUUUAAUUCUCUUCUUGCUCUUGUGAGAUAUGUAAGUCUUUACAACUGUCACUCUAGAAAUGAGAGUUUAGAUGAGUUAUUCAACCUAUCACAACUCCAAAAUAAAACAGCUAAAAAUA